UUUCCUCCUCCUUUAAACAUGUCGCCUGUUAUUGUGUUACUUGUGGUGGAUAGUUUAUUAUUUCUUAUGGUGUUUAUUGUGUCAGCAUGUUGGGGAAAAUUCAGAGAUGAUGCCCGCGCACCACCAGCGCCGCCAGUCAUAGACCUUCCUCCACCAGCACUCCGCGUGAUACCAAUCAUAUACCAUCCAACAUCGGCGGCUGCACCAGUCAUAAACCGCCUACCACCGGCAACAGUGCCACCAGGUGCACAGACUUCAACGCGAUCCCAGACGGAGGAGGAAGGGAAGAAGUAUGAAAUAGUAAUCGAUGUUUAUGUCGAACAAGCUGCAGAUGGGGAACGUGAAUGCUCUAUCUGUUUAUCGGAAUACGAAAACCGAGAACUGUUGGGGCAUCUUCCGGUGUGCAACCAUAUAUUUCAUUUCGACUGUAUCAAAAUAUGGUUGGAAAUUAAUCGGACUUGUCCAUUAUGCCGCCGGAGUAACGGUGAUGAACAUGAACUAUAGUUUUUUUUUUUUCCUUCUGAUUUUGGUCUCGAAAAGGAAGGAGUUAAUGUAAGUCCAAAUUUU
This is a messenger RNA of Olea europaea var. sylvestris, 567 nucleotides long. RefSeq names its product E3 ubiquitin-protein ligase ATL6-like. NCBI's taxonomy places the organism in Eukaryota, Viridiplantae, Streptophyta, Magnoliopsida, Lamiales, Oleaceae. Bases 19 to 504 code for a protein of 161 amino acids. The transcript has a single exon. The record is from RefSeq and is a predicted model, not a curated record. Gene Ontology annotation, biological process: protein ubiquitination.